Molecule: messenger RNA, 1180 nt
Organism: Juglans regia (Persian walnut)
Lineage: Eukaryota; Viridiplantae; Streptophyta; Magnoliopsida; Fagales; Juglandaceae
Product: expansin-A8-like
Exons: 3
Coding region: 117-872 (251 amino acids)
Biological process (GO): plant-type cell wall organization
Cellular component (GO): extracellular region
Source: RefSeq, a predicted model, not a curated record
ACACAAGUUUCCUUAUAAAUGGAAGCCCGUGCACCAUUCAGCACAACACAACUCAACUAAACCUGCCCUGUCUAAGCUCCUCUGUUUCUAAACAUUAUUAAAAAAAGAGCCUUGCAAUGGCAGCUCAGGUAAUCUCCUUUGCUCUUCUUCUUUUCAUUCUUCAGCUACACCUUCAUGGAACUGCCGGUGACUAUGGAGGAUGGCAAGGUGGUCACGCCACUUUCUAUGGCGGCGGUGAUGCCUCUGGCACAAUGGGAGGUGCAUGUGGGUAUGGGAACUUAUACAGUCAGGGGUACGGAACAAACACUGCAGCACUAAGCACAGCUUUGUUCAACAAUGGCUUGAGCUGCGGUUCUUGCUAUGAAAUGCGAUGCAACAAUGACCCCAGAUGGUGCUUGCCCGGCUCCAUCCUCGUCACGGCGACAAACUUCUGCCCCCCUAAUCUCGCGUUGUCCAACGACAAUGGCGGAUGGUGCAAUCCUCCACUGCAACAUUUUGAUUUGGCAGAGCCCGCUUUCCUGCAAAUUGCACAGUACCGCGCUGGAAUUGUGCCAGUGUCCUUUCGAAGAGUUCCCUGCAUGAAGAAAGGAGGAAUAAGAUUCACCAUUAAUGGACACUCUUACUUCAAUCUGGUAUUGAUCACCAACGUGGGAGGUGCAGGGGAUGUUCAUGCUGUCUCGAUCAAGGGGUCGAAAACAGGAUGGCAAGCAAUGUCAAGGAACUGGGGACAAAACUGGCAGAGCAAUUCAUACAUGAAUGGCCAAAGCCUGUCCUUCCAAGUCACCACCAGCGAUGGCAGGACUGUGACAAGCUACGACGUUGUGCCUGCUAAUUGGAACUUUGGUCAGACCUUUGCUGGGGGUCAAUUUUAAACUUUAUCUUUUGCUUUUUUCACCCCCCCUAUAAUUUGGAGGUAGAUUAGUGAAUUCAAAGUGCUUGCACGCACUAGAGAUUGUAUACAUCAUUUUACAAAAUUUAUUAGAAGCAGAGCCGGAGUGUGUUGUAGGUGGAGGUCUGGGAAAGUGGCUGGCUCUCUAUUGCUGAGGUUGCUAAAAAGCACCCGCUGGGCCUCUCACAUAAUAUAGUUGUGAUAGUCUUUGUUAUGUAUCCAUAUUCCGUUUCCAAUUUGUAACAUCUGUGCUAUUUAGUAUUAAAGAGUGUACCAAUCCAUUAUCUGUCC